This is a messenger RNA of Phycodurus eques (leafy seadragon), 4008 nucleotides long. It is a transcript of the gene tbcd, whose product is annotated as tubulin folding cofactor D. Lineage: Eukaryota; Metazoa; Chordata; Actinopteri; Syngnathiformes; Syngnathidae. The transcript is spliced from 39 exons. Gene Ontology annotation, cellular component: lateral plasma membrane. Gene Ontology annotation, molecular function: GTPase activator activity; beta-tubulin binding. The record is from RefSeq and is a predicted model, not a curated record. Gene Ontology annotation, biological process: post-chaperonin tubulin folding pathway; adherens junction assembly; microtubule cytoskeleton organization. Bases 249 to 3908 code for a protein of 1219 amino acids.
CGGGGCAGGGCACUUGCCACAAAAUGCGCGAGCGUUUACUGGGCCAGCUUGAGCAUGACAACUAUUGAACGUAGCCUUUUUUAAACUUUGAUUAUGAAUGUUUAACAUGGUCGCGGGAUUAUAAUCUAAAUAAUCAAACGCUAAAUACAUGCAUGAACGUAUACGUCCCAAGUUAUGUGUACUAGCCGCGAAUGCUAACGAGCUAGCGUCUCCAUUGCAGCUUACCUAGCCUGUAGAACUUGAACAAAAUGGCUUCAUUGAGGACACAAGUUGCUUGUUCGGGCGAUGUGGGAGGCGGAAUGAUUAUAUCCGAGACGGAGGUUGGGUGCGGCGGUGACGAAGCGGGCGAAAGUGAUGUGACGGAGAAGGAAAUGGGCUGUGGUGUGGACGGAGGAGAUCUGAAAACGUGUGUGUUGGAGGGCUUCGCUGAGCGGGGCGCGAGCCAGGCUCUCAUCGCCAGUCUGCCGGACGUCCACGGGGAGCUGACGAGCAGGGAGGCCGCCACGGAGAAGUUUCAGGACACACUCAGUCAGUACCAAGAUCAGCCUCAUCUACUGGAUCCACACUUGGAGUGGAUGGUGAAUAUGUUAUUGGAGUACGUGAGGCGUGAGGACUGCCCUUCUUCCUUGUUACAUUUGGGCUUCAAGUUCCUUUACAUCAUCUGUAAGGUGAGAGUCUACAAAAUCUUCAUGCGGCGUUUUCCUCACGAGGUCGCCGACAUCGAGCCUGUUCUGGAGUUGCUCUCCAAGCAGGACCCGACAGACACAGAGACAUGGUGGACGCGCUACAUUCUGCUGCUCUGGCUGUCCAUGACCUGCCUCACGCCCUUCGACCUUUCUCGCCUCGACAGCAAUCUGCAGUCUGAAGAUGGCCGGGGCAGAGAGCCCAUCAUGGACCGCAUCCUCGCGAUUGCUAAGUCAUAUCUUGGCGUCAGCGAUGGUUGCCGGCUUGCUGCAUCCGUGUUGGUGUCAAAGUUCAUGACACGGCCUGAUGUGCUAAAGAAGUACCUCGGAGACUUCCUGGACUGGAGCCUCGCCACCAUAUCCCGAAACAACGACCAGUCCCUGGACUCCAUUAGGGUGCUGGAUGGGGCUCUUCAGUCGCUGGCAAUGCUUUUUCAACAUGGCAAGCGGGAGGACCUCUUACAGCACGUUUCUCGAGUUUUACGGUGUCUGGAAGAAAAUCAUCUCUCGGAGAGCAGCCAGGCCACGCUGAGGAAGCUCAACGUCAAACUGAUCCAGCGACUUGGCCUCACCUAUCUGAAGCCUCGUUUGGCCCCUUGGCGGUACCAGAGGGGAAGCAGGUCCAUAGCAUCAACCCUUUUGACCAGUCAAGCCGCAGAUACGGUGAAAGGGACGACACAAGAGGACGAGGAUUAUGAUAUUCCAGAGGAGUUAGAGACUGUUAUUGAGCAUCUAUUGGUGGGACUUAAGGAUAAGGAAACAAUAGUGCGUUGGUCUGCAGCAAAGGGUGUUGGGAGAGUGACCGGGCGGCUUCCCAAGGAGCUAGCGGACGAGGUGGUGGCAUCGGUGCUGGACUGCUUCUGCUUCCAGGAGACAGACACUUGGCACGGAGGCUGUCUGGCCCUUGCCGAACUUGGCAGAAGAGGCCUGCUGCUGCCCUCCAGAUUAACAGAUGUGGUGCCGCUCAUCAUCAAGGCCUUGACCUACGACGAAAAAAGGGGCGCGUGUAGCAUCGGCUCCAACGUCCGCGACGCGGCCUGCUACGUGUGCUGGUCCUUCGCCAGGGCGUACGAUCCCAAAGAGCUCAAGCCCUUUGUCAAUCAAAUCGCCAGCUCUUUGUUGGUCACAACCGUGUUCGACCGAGAUGUGAGCUGCCGCAAAGCCGCCUCUGCUGCUUUCCAGGAGAAUGUCGGCAGACAGGGGACAUUUCCUCACGGCAUUGACAUUGCAACCGCAGCGGACUAUCAUGCUGUGGGGAUUCGCAACCACUGCUAUCUGAACACCAGUGUUUACAUUGCUAGUUUUCCUGAGUACACUCAAGCCCUGAUUGACCACUUGGUAACCAAGAAGGUCAACCACUGGGAUGGUGCGAUUCGAGAACUCACCUCCAAAGCCCUCCACAACCUGACGCCUCAAGCACCUGAUUACACGGCGACUUCGGUUCUGCCACAGCUGUUGAACAUGGCCGUGGCUUCCGACCUUCAAGGACGCCACGGAGCCAUCUUGGCGUGUGCGGAGGUGACGUACGCGCUCUACAAGCUGGGCUUGCACACAGGCAGAACCACAGUGGACAUCAUUCCCUCAGAGUGUGUGGAGGCAUUGAAGGGCAUUCAUCAGAAGCUACAAGACAAGAAACGGUACAGGGGUUAUGGUGGAGAGCUGAUGAGGCCAGCCAUGUGCAGACUUAUCGAAAAGCUUUCCCUGUCCAAAAUGCCAUUCAAGAGCGACCCGGUCAUCACCGGCUGGCAGGGGCUUAUUGACGACACCAUCAAGACGCUUCAUCUGGUCUCCAGCGGUGUGAAAGACGGCAUCAUGGCUGCUGUAUUAUGUGCCUUGUCUGCCUUGUGCGAGGAGUUCUACCAGGCCCAGCCCGACCAGGCUGACUCGGAGAAGCAGAGUGCGCUCGUAUGUCAGUACAUGGACGAGCUGCAGAGUCCACAGAUGCUCACCCGUUGCGGCUCUGCCCUCGCCCUCGGCUGUCUGCCGGGCUUUAUGAUCCACGGCAAACUGAAGCAGAUCCUCGACGGCCUCGGCCAGAUGCACGGCGCCUGUCUGCGCGAGAGGCAUUUCCCGGAGGCCAGGAGGGACGCCGUCCGAGCGCUGGCUCAAGUAUGUAUGAAGGCGGGCGUGUGUGCCGGCGGCCCCCCGGCGUCGUUUCUGUGCUCGGAGAACAUAGCGGACGUGUACGCCGUCCUUCUGGACAGCAUGGACGACUACGCCACGGACAGCAGGGGGGACGUAGGCGCCUGGGUGAGGGAGGCAGCAAUGACGAGUCUAAAGGACGUGACCAUCCUGGUGACCAGAACAGCGCCAGAGAUCCUUCUACCAGACCAGGUAAAGCGCAUGAUGUGCGGGCUGGCGCGCCAGUCGGCGGAGAAGAUCGACCACUACAGAGCGCACGCCGGCACCGUCUUCAUGCAGCUGCUCCACGACGCCGACGCCGUAGUUCCACAGAUCCCCCACAGAGAGGAGCUGCUGAGCAUCUUUCCGCCGGAAGUCCAAGCCAGUCUGAACUGGAAAGCUCCAUCCCAAGCGUUCCCGUAUAUCACCCGGCUACUCGGACUCCCCGAGUACCAGUACCAAACUUUGCUGGGCCUCACUGUGUCUGUGGGCGGGAUGACCCAAUCCACAGUGACGGCCUCCUCCCAAUCUUUGUUUGACUACUUGCGUGGGAUCCAACAAGACCGCGCCGCUCUGGAGCACUUUGCUAUGCACGCAUUGAUAAGAAUCCUGAGAGAAAAUGUGCGCAACACAAGGAUCGCCCUCCCUUUCCUCAAGAUGCUGAACCAGUUGUUGUCUAACGGCUGCUUUGACGUCUUCACCACAGAAGAGAAUCACCCGUUCUGCGUGGACCUGCUGGCGCUGUGCGAAGUAGUCAGGCGAUCCAAGGACGUGUACAAGCUGCGUGCCUGUGUCGCCGUCUACUGUGGCCUCAUCCAGUUCCCGGGUGAAGUCCGCAAGGAGAUCCUCUACCAGCUUCUGGUGCUGAUCUGCCAUUCUUUCCUUGUGAUAAGGACGACGACGGCCAGCCUGAUGUACGAGAUGCUGCUGACCUACGACGACGUUGUCGAUGCCGACGUUUUGGACGACGUCAUGAACCUGCUAAGCGAUACUAACUGGGAGAGUGAGCCUGCCGCUCUGCACCCCGCACAAAAUCACCUGCGUGAGCUGCUGGGGGUCCCCACGCAGCGACCGGUUGCUCAGAAACCUACCAAACAUUCCUAAUGAUGUUUCCAGAGAGCGUCGCAAAAUGGAUGACAUCCAGUAUGGUGUCAGUGGGUCUUCCAUUAGUUAGAAAUCAUAAUAAUAAAUAGGCCAAAUCAUC